Messenger RNA from Seriola aureovittata, 3315 nucleotides. RefSeq lists its product as uncharacterized. Gene Ontology annotation, molecular function: protein binding. The transcript is spliced from 11 exons. The record is from RefSeq and is a predicted model, not a curated record. Bases 129 to 1382 code for a protein of 417 amino acids. Gene Ontology annotation, biological process: cell division. Lineage: Eukaryota; Metazoa; Chordata; Actinopteri; Carangiformes; Carangidae.
GAGCGCCUGCGCAUUGCGUACGUUCAGCUCAACUACACUUGCUUUACACGCGUGUUUUCGAUUCACACUUUGGGAAAAGUGUGUUUUAAGGUAGAAGUUGUAGAACUAUAAAACGUGUUUUUAUCAGAAUGGGAGGCCAGGCUAAGGGCAAAAAGAAAAAUAAACCGAAGAGGAAAGAGAACUGUCCAAACAGGGAUGCAGGGUUUGCUGUAUUGUCACCUCAGGAAAGGGUGAAACUAAGAAUGCACGAAAAAGCCAAGAAGAAGACAGCUGAGAAGUACUCUGUGCAACAGCUACUAGAAAAGACAGAGGAGUGCAUGGACAGUUUUGACUUUGAGAUGGCUGGCCUUUUCUGUCAACGAGCCCUGGAUGUGGAGUCCACCAACCUGCAUGCUCUGGAUAUGCUAGGACACAUCAGCUCUGAACUAGGAGACACACAGAAAGCUAAGGGAGUUUUUCUGCGUGCAGUGGAGCUGAGCCCAGAUGUAGGCCACAGUAAGUACAUGUACCUGGGGCAGAUCCACGCAGGUCAGGAGGCUGUGGACUACUACAGUAGAGGAAUACAGGUCCUACUGUCUGCAUUGGAAAAACAAACACAGACUACAGCUCAGGCCGGAGCUGCCGCCCAACCAGAUGAGGACCCUGAACUACCCACAGCGAAGGAUGUUAGUGUGGCCUACUGCUCCAUUGCUGAGAUUUACCUAACAGACCUCUGCAUGGAGGAAGGAGCUGCAGACAAGUGCAGAGAGUUCAUUGAGAGAGCAUUACAGUAUCACCAUGACAACCCCGAGGCUCUACAGCUCAUGGCCAGUUACCUGUUCAGUACAGAGAGAAACCAGGAGGGCAGAGAAUACCUGUUGAAGAGCGUCGGAUUGUGGCUUCCUGCCCAGAAACAGAGUGCAGCUUCUUCUAGCACAGAGGAAGGUGUGCAGAGUGAGAUCCCUCCGUACGAGUCUCGCGUCACCACAGCCAAACUGCUCAUCGAGUCCGAGGAAUACGAGAUGGCAGUAGAUGUGUUGGAGGGUCUUCUGGAGGAGGAUGAUGAGGUUGUCCAGGUGUGGUAUCUCUCUGGCUGGGUGUGCUACCUCCAGUUUGAGAAAGCAAAGGAGCAGCAAGAAAGAGAGGGAAGGGAAGUGACAGAGGACGAGAUGGAGGAGUGGAAGGCACUGAAGGAGGCAGCCAGAUCGUACCUGACCAACGCUAAGAAGCUGUACAGUAAGCUGCGAUGUGAUGACCAGCCGAUGUUGGAGCAUGUCGAGCAGCUGCUCGGCGAGCUGGGAGGAGAGAUGGAGGGAGAGGAGGGAGACCCAGUCUUGGAUGAUGACUAUGAACCCUGUAGUGAUGAUGAGGAGGACGAUGAAGAGGCACCCAUGGAGCAUUGACCACCCCCCCCCCACCCCCCCACCCCCAUUAUUUGUAUUCUAUGAUUAGACUUUUCCUGAUCAUGCUUCCUUCUAGUUUCAAUGUUCUCAUGCGCUCUCUAAAGUGCCUUUUUUUUUUACCGGUUAUCCUUUAACAACCAUUUAUCACAGAUGAAAUUUAAAGUGAGAUGCACAAAAAGAGUGGUAUUAAAAGCUGCAGUUGACUCAAUCUCUUUCAGUUGCUUGUUAAAUGCUUUUGGUGAAAUAAGUGCAUAUUAGAGAAGUGGUUCCCUUAAUCACCUUGACAGGAUGAUGGUGAUAAAAGAAAGUUUUAGAGCUUUACUUCUCACCAGCAGCAAAAAGCAAAACACCUUUUGAAUGCUUUUACCUUAUACACACCCACGCAUGGUUUCUACAAGCAAAGAUACACAACACAUGCGUACACAAACAAAAAAACAAAAAUGCACAAAGGCAGCACAUUAAUUACUUCAGCUCCCCCUCAGUACAACAGCAGCAGUAGCAGCAGUGUUUCCCUCACCGACUGCAGUGAAAGUGAAAUAUCUCAUCGGGGUGUAGGCAUUAUUAGAAAACUGUGUCUGUCUAUCUUUACAUGUGAAGGUCCUUAUAGUCCAAGUUUAUGUGCAAUGCUUGAAUUUUUAUGCUGUUCAGUUUAUUCUCCCGCUUUGGAUUUUGUUUUUCUCCCUUUUGUUAACUCAUUGGAUUCAACAAGACAAGACACAAUAGAGAGAUUUUGACAUUAACUUAUGCGGUAUGCGUAUCUCUCCCUGCUGCUCAAAGUGGCUGGCACAAAGCUUUUCAGAGCAGAGAAACUGGCAACUGAGCCUUUUUAAAACUAGUUUUUCACAUCGCAUCGCAGCCUUUUAAAAUUCUCAAACGGGGUUAUGUAGCGUAAUGACAUGGCAAAAUAAUGGACUGAUGCUUCUCACUUUGUUUUAUAUUUUCUUUUACUAUCUGGUGCAGCAAGGUGAAGAGGCAGAGUUUGUACAUCUGAGAGGUAGACAGCUACACAUACAGCUGCUGUCUGUGGACAAAGAAGAUUAAAACAUUUGAGGAUAUUUCUGUAACCAACAGCACAAAACUCACCAUGUGAGAUGUUUCACAGCAUGACAAACUACUGUUUCAGGUCAGAGAUGUCAGGCUGAAAACUAUCUCCAAAUCUUAGAAGCACACAUACAGUCCAUCGAUGUGUCUCUUACUUUUUCUUUAGCAAAUGUGGCCUUGAUUAGCCCAAUUUAAUCAGAAUCUAUAUAAGUUUGAUUUUUGUGUGAAGCAUAAAGCAUUUUUAAAUUAAGUUUGUACCUUUUGUUUCUAUGCACCUGCAAAAGAAUUUUCUCAAGCCAAGUUCUCUUUAGUUUUUUGUUCUAUUAGACAUUUUCUCCCCAGGCGCCUUAAGUAGAGGGAGAGCAACUGUUGCAUGUGACAUGCAUGCUUUAACACACAUCCACCGAAGAGUAUUUCUCCAUCCACCAUGCCUGUUAACAAACACAACACACCACAGACAUCCACGGCUGUGCGGCCUCUUUGAAGAAUUUCAUAACCAGUAAAUGGGAACGUUAUCUGAGAUAACUGCUCCUGAUAGCGGCCCAGCUGCAAGCUGAGAGGCCUGUUUGAGAAUACAGGGGUCCAGAUACCAUGAUUCGAUUGUGCGUGUUUGUGUUUAAGGAGCGUAAAAUACAGCUCAGGAGAAAAGUUACAGAUACAAUCCUGUGUGUGUGUUGUAUCUGCGUGUGUGUGGUUUAUCAUAGCUUAAUGUGAUAUGAUGUGUUGUUAUUUCUGAACUGGGCUUUGCUCAGAAAUAUUCAUGUCUGCGAUGUUUAGUGUAUGAUAAUGCACCAGGAGUACAGGCCUUGAGGACUGGCUACCUGGAGCGAUGCUGUCAUCUAGCAUUUGGCUUUAUAAUUAAAAUGGGCCCUAGUGUCUAUGUGUGUUUCUA